AUGGAAAAAGACAAUGUAUCAUCAAGCAAACCUGAAAGCAGCGAGAAGAGGAGGAUGCCACCAGGGUUAUUAGGAACGAUUGCAGAACAUGCAGAUUGGGUAGAUAUUGUUUUAAUGACUUUGGGGACAGCAGGGUGCAUUGCAAAUGGAUUAAGUAUGUCGUUGAUCAUGUUAGUCCUCAGUCGAAUGACGAAUAGCUAUGCAUCUAUGGCUUCCAUAAACCCUGCUGAUAUAAAUCAGUAUGCACUCACCUACAUGUAUGUUGCUAUUGUUGUGGGUUCAGGAGCAUUUAUAGAAGGGUUCUGUUGGGGACAUACUGCAGAAAGGCAAUCAUCACGGAUGCGCAUUAAAUAUUUAAAAGCAGUUCUACGGCAAGAAAUUGGUUACUUCGAUAAUACUCUUGAAGCAUCCCGUGUAGUCACAAAUAUCUCAACUGAUAUCUCAAUAAACAUUCAAGGAGUUCUUAGUGAAAAGAUUCCGGACUUCAUUGCGAAUCUAUGGAUGUUCGCAACAGCUGAAUUAACUGCUAUGUACCUCUGUUGGAGAUUAGCUAUUGUGGCCCUCCCUGCUAUGUUUGUGCUGAUUCUUCCAGGAGUAGUCUACGGAACUCUUUUAGCCAAAAACGAAGAGAAGCUACAGGAAGCUUAUGCAGUUGCUGGAGGGAUAGCAGAGCAGGCCUUUUCUUCAAUUAAGACAGUUCAUUCAUAUGCAGGAGAGGAAAGGAUGGUGAAUCGGUUUUCAACUGCAUUAGGACCGACCCUAACCCUUGGGAUUAAACAAGGUCUAUUGAAGGGAAUGGCUUUCGGUAGCAUUGGAAUCAUAUUUGCUAUUUUUGCACUUAUGAGUUGGUAUGGGAGCAUCUUGGUCAUUGAAAAGGGAAUCAAAGGUGGAGAUAUUCUCAGUGCUGGUGUAUGCAUUGUCUAUGGAGGAUUUGGUCUUGGAGCUUCAUUGAUGAAUAUAAAGCAUUUUGCUGAAGCCAAGAUUUCAGCAGCUCUUGUUAGCAAAAUGAUAGACAGGGUUCCAAGCAUAGACUCAACAGAUGAGCAAGGUGAAACCAUAUCUGCGGUUAAAGGUGAGUUGGAGUUCAGAGAUAUUGACUUUGCAUACCCAUCAAGACCAGAAAGCUUGGUUCUAAAAAAAUUCAACCUCAAGCUGAAGGCCUACCAAACUGUUGGAUUGGUUGGUCACAGUGGCUCCGGUAAGUCAACAGUGAUCAAUCUGCUAGAAAGAUUCUAUGAUCCCACUGAGGGGGGGAUAUUACUUGAUGGAAUUAGCAUAAAGUCGCUCCAGUUAAAGUGGUUACGUAGUCAGCUAGGUUUAGUAAGCCAGGAGCCUAUACUUUUUGCAACCUCGAUCAAGGAGAAUAUUAUAUUCGGCAAAGAGGGUGCGACAGACGAGGAGAUCGUUGAAGCAGCUAAAAAAUCCAACGCACACAACUUCAUCACACAACUACCUAAUGGGUACAAUACACUGGUCGGAGAAUUGGGAACUCAGAUGUCAGGAGGGCAGAAGCAACGGAUUUCCAUUGCAAGGGCACUGCUUAGAGAACCGAAAAUCUUGCUUCUGGAUGAAGCCACUAGUUCUCUGGACUCACAUUCUGAGAAGGCAGUACAGGAAGCUUUGACUCAUGCCUCAGUUGGAAGAACAACAAUAGUCAUUGCACAUUGUUUAUAUGCUAUCCGCCAUGCAGACUUAAUUGUUGUUAUUAAAUCAGGGGAAGUAAUAGAGUCUGGUUCACAUGACGAACUAACUCGUAAUACUUGUGGAUCAUACUCGAUCAUGGUGUCGCAACUGAAGACAAUGGUCGUGGAUGGUAAAACUCAACCACCAUCUGAAGGAAUUGGAGUGAAAAUCCUAGAAUCUCCAGGUAGAGAUGCUACAACUAUGGCAGAAGAAACAAUAAACGGACAAAAACUAACUGGAUCCCAUCUCAAAGAAGUGAAGAACCAACAGUCAGAUGAAGAAUACAUACGUCCAUCCUGGUGGCACCUGAUGCAGAUGACUGCACCUGAAUGGAAGUCAACUCUAAUGGGCAGCAUUGGUGCUCUUAUUAGUGGAUCGGUUCAACCAUUGAUUGCUCUCUUUCAAGCAGCAAUGCUAUCUAUAUUUUUUCUCAAAGAUCAUGAUGAAAUCAGGUCUCAAACAAGAACAUUAUGUUAUGCAUUCAUAGCCAUAUCUGCCUCUGCUAUCAUUGCCAGUGUGAUUCAGCAUUACUUUUUUGGAGUGAUGGGAGAAACUUUAACAAAGAAGAUCAGAUUAGCAAUGUUUGAAAGGAUCAUGAGUUUUGAGAUUGAGUGGUUUGAUCAAGAAAACAACAGUACUGGAGCCCUCUGUUCAAGACUUUCUACGGAUACACUAAUGGUAAGGAAUCUUGUGGCGGACCGAUUGGCAUUCUUCGCCCAGUCAAUCUCAGCCUCUAUUUUAGCAAUCACUUGGGGAUUGUUAUUGUCUUGGAGACUAGCUCUUGUAGCUAUCUCUUUGCAACUAUUCAUCGUUGGCAGUUUCUACUUGAAAUUAGUGAUGACAAGGAACAUGUCCAAGAAAAUACUGCAUGCACAGAACAAGAGCAGUGGAAUAGCAAGUGAGGCUGUUGGUAAUCACAGAAUUAUAACUGCAUAUUACUCCCAAGAGCAGGUUAUGAGAUUAUAUGAAGAUACACAGAAAGGCCCCAAGAAAGAGAGCCAAAAGCAACCUUUGUAUGCAGGGAUGGCUUUGUUCACUCGACAAUUCCUAACGACCACUAAUAUAGCUGUGCUUUACUGGUAUGGAGGGAAGCUCUUGUACCAGGGUGAUAUCACAUACAAGCACAUGUUCCAAACAUUCUACAUUGUGGUAACAGCAGGGAUACUAAUCGCUGAGGCAGGGAGCAUGACUGAGGAUUUGUCUGUGGGAACAAAUGCCUUAAAAUCGAUCUUUACAAUUUUAAAAAGAGAUGGCAAGAUGGACCCAUUAAAGCAUGAUGCUCUUAACCCAACAAGGAUAAAUGGGCAGAUACAACUAAGAGAGGUGGACUUUGUUUACCUGACGAGACCAACAAAGAUGGUCCUUAACGGUUUGAGCUUGAAGAUCGAAGCUGGAGAAGUUGCAGCUCUUGUUGGAACAAGUGGAUCUGGAAAAUCAACAAUUAUUGGAAUGAUUCAGAGAUUCUAUGACCCGACAAAGGGUUCUGUGGAAGUGGACGGAAUUGACAUCAAAUGUUACAACCUCAAAGCAUUACGGUCAUUUAUUGCAUGGGUGGGCCAGGAGCCCACCCUAUUUGCAGGUACAGUAAAAGAAAAUAUUGCAUAUGGGAAAGAGAAUGCAACAGAAGCUGAGAUGAUUCAAGCAGCAAGCCUUGCCAAUAUCCAUGAAUUUAUAAGUUCCAUGAAAGAUGGGUACGAUACAGUUUGUGGAGAAAGAGGCAUGCAGUUAUCAGGCGGGCAGAAGCAAAGGAUUGCGAUUGCCCGAGCAAUCCUGAAAAAUCCAGCCAUCUUACUGUUGGAUGAGGCAACAAGUGCAUUAGAUGUUAGAUCAGAGACUAUUGUCCAAGAUGCUAUAGAGAAAACCAUGGUUGGUAGGACAUGUGUGAUCAUAGCUCAUCGGUUAUCUACGAUACAAAGAUCAAAUAAAAUAGUGGUGAUGGACAAUGGCAGUGUUGUAGAAGAGGGUUCUCAUCAUGAUCUGCUAGCCAAAGGAGAAAAGGGUGCAUACUUUUCACUUUUCAGUCUCCAACAGCAAUCUUUUGCAAGUAACAAAGAAAACCCAUGCUCAUGA
Molecule: messenger RNA, 3753 nt
Organism: Cynara cardunculus var. scolymus (artichoke)
Lineage: Eukaryota; Viridiplantae; Streptophyta; Magnoliopsida; Asterales; Asteraceae
Product: putative multidrug resistance protein
Exons: 7
Coding region: 1-3753 (1250 amino acids)
Biological process (GO): transmembrane transport
Cellular component (GO): membrane
Molecular function (GO): ABC-type transporter activity; ATP hydrolysis activity; ATP binding
Source: RefSeq, a predicted model, not a curated record